CAAAUCGAACGAAGUAGUCGCUGCUCUGUCUUUGUCUCUGUUAUCUCCCCAGCAGUCUCAAAGUUUCUGACCAGAGGCUUCAAGGCCCCUAUCUAGAUUACUUUUAUCUAUAUCAGUAGAUGUCCAGCUCUGUGAUCUUUGGAACGUUUAGAUAAAGAAGGUACCUCGUCCUAUGGAAGGGGAAUUUACAUUCCUAGUUACCCCCCUUCUCGUUCGUUCAAAUUUAAAAUGAUCGUUGCGUAUAUAAACAUCUGGUCCUUGAUUCUUCCACAGCCUUUAGUAUAUUUGCUCGUAAUUACAUAUCGCAUUUCUAGUGAUUUUUUUCAUGUCUAAUUGAGCUGAAAAUUCACUGUACAUAUCUUUGGCUCUGCAGUAAAAAACAGACUUGAUAAUGAUGUAUGUUAAUAUUUUCAUUUUCCGUCCCGGGAUUGUAUCACCAACUAACCUUUCUGAAUAACUACCACCACCAGGGUUUUUUUUAAUAGUGUACCCUUUUAAAACCUGUCUAGAAAUGUUCACUUAUGUUCCUAACGUUUCUAGCACUAAUUUGCUCACGGUGAUGCGAGUUAACCCGCCGUAUUUCUUCAGACUAGAGCUUUGACGACCCCGUUACCGUUAAAGACUAACGUCAACAGAACCUUCCCUUCUAUCUUGGGACCCACCCAGCCCAACCAAUUAGGGAGGUCUGUUCUCUCUAGCCUGUAGUUCUGGUUCGCUCUCUUGCCUUUUACUGCCUCUUGCCAAGACACCUGAGACUGACUCGAGAGACAAAGACUGUCCACAGCGACGUCUCCGCCACCGACCAGCCAGUUUUCCUAUGUUCGAAACCAGAUAACCUACAAUUUGAAAAAAUAUGGAGAACAUAGAACAGUGUAGCCCAGCUGGACGAUGAAUUAGCAAGCAUAAAUAUUUACGGGUGCCUGUGGUACACGAACGUCGUCGCUUCACAGACGUUAUGGACGAGGAAAUAGACGAUGAACGACGCCGGACCAUCUGGACAAACGCACGGCCAAGUUCAUCAGAGGACGCAUGGAGACGUGCGCUCUCGACGUGCCCAGAAGACUCAAAAGAGAAAUCCCAGCCCGGCUAGCGAUCACUGAAGACCCGGUCUCCCAGCUUCAGGAAGUGAGCUUCGGGACGCCGCCCUUCCUGAGGGAGAAGCCUGACACCUGUGCCAUUACCGACGGGUGCCCUCUCUCCCUGACAGUGGUCAUCAGUGGGGACCCUGAACCACUAGUACAGUGGUACAAGAACGAGGUUAUCCUGGGGGAGACAGAGAGAAUAAGUAUGGAGAACGUACCUGGCCGGUCCAUUCUCAAGUUCUCAGAGUGCCACGACUUCGACGUGGGUCUGUACAAGGUGGUGGCCAGGAACCAGAUGGGCGAGGCCAGCCACAAGUUCCGUUUGGUCCAGGGCCACAUCCCUGGCCCUUGCGACUGUCCAGUGGUGACGGAGGUCUCGGACACGGAGGCUCUGGUGCGCUGGAGGCCUCCCAUCGAUGACGGAGGUUCUCACGUCCUGUGCUAUCACCUGCAGAAAAAACUUCACGGUAAGUCAGAAUCGCUAGCGCUGGCACUUCUUGUUUUUUCUGUAGCAUUUAACGCUUAUUGAACGGAGGAUCGAACC
Messenger RNA from Cherax quadricarinatus, 1626 nucleotides. Lineage: Eukaryota; Metazoa; Arthropoda; Malacostraca; Decapoda; Parastacidae. The record is from RefSeq and is a predicted model, not a curated record.